AUGGAGGCAGCACAGGCAACUUGUCCUGGGGAUGUUCUUAAAGAUAAUAAAGAUGUUAGUGUUGCAAAGAACAUUUGUGAAAUUGUAAAUGAAAAUACAAACAGAGAAAGCACGCCAAAAGAGGAGGAGACAAAAAAUAACACAAACAAUCUGAAGGAUGGCAGUGGGGGCCAAGUGGUUAAUGCUGUGGCCAAGCAUUAUAAUGAAUUGGAGGAGUUCGGCCUGGCAUCACGUAGCAGAAGUCGUAUUUUCUACCUCAGAAAUUUUAAUAAUUGGAUUAAGAGUAUUUUAAUUGGAAAUAUUUUGCAGAAGAUUCGCAAUGAAAAUGGGGGUGAUCACAAUAUUACUGUUCUUGACAUGUGUUCGGGUAAAGGAGGCGACAUUCUUAAGUGGAGAAAAGGGCAGAUUAGUAAACUAGUGUGUGUUGACAUUGCUGAAACAUCAGUAGAGCAAAGUAAAAUGCGUUAUAAGGAAAUGCAAGACAGAAACCAAAGCAGCCGACAGAGACAGCCCAUCUUUAAGGCUGAAUUUUUAACUGCUGAUGUUACAAAGCAAAGACUGAAGGAAAUGUAUGCAGACCCUGAUUUGCACUUUGACCUUGUCAGUUGCCAAUUUGCAUUCCAUUAUUCUUUUGAAAGUUACCCACAAGCAGAUAUGAUGUUAAAAAAUAUAUCAGAGUGUCUACAACCCGGUGGUUACUUUGUAGGAACAACUCCAAAUUCUUAUGAACUGAUUCAUCGAAUAAGGGCUGCAGAGGGAAAUAGUUUUGGUAAUGAAGUUUACAAUGUGGAAUUUGAAAGUAAAGACAAAGAAAACUUCCCAUUAUUUGGAGCCCAGUAUUGGUUCCGUCUUGAAGGAGUUGUUGAUUGUCCAGAAUUCCUUGUCUAUUUUCCAGCCUUAGAGAAAAUGGCAGAAAAGUAUGGACUAAAACUUAUAUCUAAGAAACCAUUUGCAGAAUUUUUUAAUGAAAAUGUCAAUGUAGCUGGAGAGAACCGAGGCUUGCUUGGACGUAUGCAAGCUCUGGAACCAUAUCCUGUUGAAGAUGGAGUAAAUGCAAUGAGUAGUAAUCAGGAUGAUUAUGCCUUUGCAAAAGAAGCACUUGAUAAAGCGAUAGCAAGUGGAAAUUAUGAUUUCCGACGUCCACUUAAAGUGGGCACUCUGUCAAAGGCUGAGUGGGAAGCUAUUACUCUUUAUUUAGUGUUUGUAUUCCAGAAAGUGAAAGUUGAUAAGAAAUUGGAUUCCUAUGACAAAUCACAUGUAAGUUCUCCUACAAGAACUUCUAAAAGAAAAUAUGAUGAUGAUGAUGAUGACCUUGAUGACACCAAGUUGAGCUCGCCCAAAAAAUUUGAGAUAAACUGA
Molecule: messenger RNA, 1359 nt
Organism: Acanthosepion pharaonis
Lineage: Eukaryota; Metazoa; Mollusca; Cephalopoda; Sepiida; Sepiidae
Source: the annotation of a GenBank genome assembly